Messenger RNA from Porites lobata, 919 nucleotides. The record is from the annotation of a GenBank genome assembly. Lineage: Eukaryota; Metazoa; Cnidaria; Anthozoa; Scleractinia; Poritidae.
GGGCAUUACAGGUCUUCUUCCGCUUUUAAAGGACAUAACAUGCGAUGUUCAUUUGAGAUCUUUCUCUGGAAAGGUGGCCGCAAUCGACGUUUACUGCUGGCUUCACAAAACUGUUAUUUUCUCUGUCGAAGAGAUAAUUUUGGGAUCGAAGCAACGCGGUACGUCAGGGGCACCCAACGGCAAUUUUCGGGAAAAUAUCUGUUCGGAAGACAAUUUCAGAACUAGAAUUUUCGGAACACUUGUUGUAAAAUUUCUUGCUUGCCUACCUCUCCUAGGAUUUUCGAACAUCUACAAAAUGGUAUAAUUACCCAUUUUAAACGGAUAUUUACCCUAAAAAAGGCCACCUAGAAUUUUCGGGAGCCUUUUCCUGGCUGAAAUUUUCGAAAAGGUAAGUUUUGAUCCCUAUAAUUUUCGGAUCACUAGACUUUCAGCUAGGAAAUCCGAACAGAUGAAAAGUUUUUAGGGGAUAAAAAUAUGCCUAUAUCUACCGUUUAAAUACUAAAAUACGUUCAACAAUGCUAUGUUAAGUGGUUUUGAACUAUAUCCUCGUUGGGUGCCCCUGGUACGUAUCAACACAUCGUUCUUACAUGUGCCUAAAGUGCUUUAUAUUGAACGUAAGCUUCUCUUUAGCGCUCUUCUCACCUCCGAUUUUUUUUUCCAGGUACAUUGACAUGUGCAUGAAGGAUACUGAUCUUCCCAUCGAAAAUAAUCUGCAACCUAUUCUGGUUUUCCAGAAGAAGCUGGAGGCCAAGGCAAAUGUGGAAUCCUCCUCCUCUAACUUGUUGUUGUUGAGGACAACAGCAAGUUAGCGGAGGUUUUCUAGUCAUUUUUUUCCGUAUGAAUUCAGUUUUAUCUGUUCGUUAUGCUUUGUAUGAUUUAUCAAUUAGGAAUCAUGAAGAAUCUCGCACAGAAGGUUUAA